This is a messenger RNA of Polistes canadensis, 1023 nucleotides long. It is a transcript of the gene RabX1, whose product is annotated as ras-related protein RABF2b. Gene Ontology annotation, molecular function: GTP binding; GTPase activity. The transcript has 3 exons. Lineage: Eukaryota; Metazoa; Arthropoda; Insecta; Hymenoptera; Vespidae. Bases 159 to 824 code for a protein of 221 amino acids. The record is from RefSeq and is a predicted model, not a curated record.
GUAAAUGCCAUAAUAAAGAAGGGUAAUUCUAAGAAACGUCAAAACAAGUAAAACUUUUCGUGCCAGCUCAUAUUGACAAAGAACGUUCUUGAAGAAAAUAGAAAUAAUUGUGUGUUCACUUUUUUUACGACGUUCUAUUAUGUGAUUUAAUAUUAAAUAUGAAAAAUAUAGAAGGCAAAGUAGUUGUCCUGGGUUCGCAAGGUGUUGGAAAGACAAGUAUAAUAGUGAGAUAUGUGGAGAAUGCUAUUCAUCGUCAUGUUAAUCCAACAAUAGGAGCUUCCUUUUUUACCUGCAGAUUAAAUAUAGCUGAUACUAAAAUAAAAUUACAAGUAUGGGAUACGGCUGGAGAAGAAAGAUUCAGGUCAAUGGCACCAAUGUAUUACCGUAAUGCCAAUGCUGCUAUGUUGGUAUUCGAUUUGACCCAAUACAGCAGUUUCACAGGGAUUAAAAAUUGGGUUAUGGAAUUGAAGAGAAAUGUAGAAGAACAAAUGAUAUUAGCAGUAAUUGGUAACAAAUCAGAUCUUUUCAAAGAUCGACAAGUUGACGCCGAAGAAGGUAGAACUUAUGCGACUAAAAUAGGUGCUACUUAUCAUGAAACAUCAGUACUUCAUAACGAAGGUAUUGAAAAUAUAUUCAUGACAAUAGCCAAUGGACUUGUCAGAUUAUCUUCUGGUAGUAGUGAAAUAGUUACGUCGUUACGGAUCAUGGAUUCUAGUAAUUCUAUACUCACCAAUUCUGGCAUAGUUUUGUCGCCUUCAGAAGAAAGUGCAGAGGAUACUAGCAUUGCUCUUGGAACAUACGAAAAAAAUCAUACUUGUUGUUGAUCCAGCAUUAAUAACAGUACAUAAAAUAAUAGAAUAAUACUACGUCUUCAAAAUUAAAAAAAACACAGUGUAAGGAAUGUCUUCCAUGAUAUAACAAUAACGUAAUCUUAUUGUUAAUUAAAUUCAUAAUUGUUAUUUACAUAUUCGUUAAUGACUGUGUAAGAGUUUAGGGUACUAACAUGCUUCUUGGAAUGUACAA